AUGCAAGGAGUUGAGCCAAGGGAUAGACUGUACCAUCAGCCAAAUACUCAAACAUCAUACAAAAAUAUGGAAGAGUGUCCCAUUUGUUUGGGGGACGAUCAAGAGUGUGAACAGUUUGGACGUUUAGAGGUUUGCAGGCAUAAGUUUCACCUAAAUUGUAUAAGAGAAUGGCACAAGUACAGCAUCGACUUGAAGUGUCCCAUCUGCAGGAUUGAAUCCAACCACUUAGAAGUCGGCGAGGGGCAACAUGCAGUUUCUAUAAAUUUGAAGAUGGGGUUUAUGAUUAAGAAUGCUAUUGAAUAUGUGGAUGCCGAAGCCACUAACGAAAGAAAUGAGGACGACGCAGGGGAGCAAGACCAAGAAAUGGAAAUUCUCAGCGAAAGAUUCCAAGAUAGGCUGGUAAUGAAUACCAUUAAGAUAAUCCAGUGCAGCAUAUGCGGAGACACAGAUGUCUCUCGACUGAACCUGUAUUGCCAAGACUGCGAAGCAAUAUAUCACGAAACAUGUCUACGUGGGCUAGCCUAUGAGGUGGGUGAUCGCAAUACGUGGCAAGAGUGCACAGAUUGUCGAUCAAAUGAUUUGCUCCAGCUGCGCAUGGGUGCUAACAGGAGUCAACUUGCUAGCUACGACUCUAGAAAUUGCAUGAUUUUUGCUGGUGUGGUACGGGACAAGCACAGUGUCAAAACACAGCAGAUGUAUGACCGGAUACGGAAUGCCAAGCAUAAAAUCCAGAUACAUGUGCGACGAGCACUGGACCGGUACCCACUGCCACUACUGCAGUUUAGGGAUGCCUACAAGCACCUCAACAAGCAAGUAUCCCGCAAGUUGUACCGCCUUUCUGAUAACAAGUACCUACCUGCCCACUACGAUUACGACUCUUUAGCUCGCACCGGAGUGCACACAGAGCUCCUACUCUACUGCCACGUUGAGGAGUAG
Molecule: messenger RNA, 936 nt
Organism: Saccharomyces paradoxus
Lineage: Eukaryota; Fungi; Ascomycota; Saccharomycetes; Saccharomycetales; Saccharomycetaceae
Gene: ASR1
Product: ubiquitin-protein ligase ASR1
Exons: 1
Coding region: 1-936 (311 amino acids)
Source: RefSeq, a predicted model, not a curated record